CGUUAGCUGGAGAUUGGCACCAGCACCUCCUGACCCCAUGGAAUGGAUGGAAGCUGAAGUCUUCCUAUUUAUGAUGUUAUGAGUCCAAAGUUUACUUGUGGCAAAUACUUAAAUUUGUUGAAUAUUUUCUUUCUUUAUAUGAAAAUCUGCUGUUAAAACAAAUAAGUUCCAAAUCAUAGGUCACAUAGUACUACAAACACAAUGUAUAUGACCUUAAAUGUCUCAUAAUGACAAUGAAAAACUUUUCACCUUACCAAGCUUUGGGUUUUUUGACAGAUGUUGUGCAUUAAAAGGACAAUUACAAAAUUUUGAUUGGGCCAGCAGUUAUAAAACUUUUGGCCAUAUUUCACUAAACAUGAGCUCUUAAGACAUGACUGGAUUCUUUCUUGAUCAUGAACACAAACAAGACCUGUGGACCUGCACUGGACAAAGAAGGUUGCUAUGGUUACGAGUGGUAGAUCUGUCAGACUGGAAACAACGACUAACUAAGGCAAAAUAUGACCUUUACAGUGUUGGCCAAAUUGUGUUUUGUGGUUUCAAAACAAGGUUGAUUAGUCAAAGCUUUUCAACACAGUUUUCUUUGAUGACAUCUUGUGGUCAGUAGUAUGAACUGCAGUUUGGAUCUACAACCUAAAAUUAACGACUUCAUUCUAACUGUCCACUCAGAUUCUGCUUUAUUAUCACGUGACUCUUUUGUCUCAUAGUGAGUUUUCAUACAUUUUCUUUCAACAUAUGCUCAAAACAUAAUGCUAUGUGGUCCAUUAACAAGGCUACUGAUGACAAAUAAUCUUUUGUUGACUGAACCUAGGUUAUUAUGUCGUCAACUUUUGCUUCUGACUCUUUAAAGUUUGUAAAUAUGUUUGAUACAAUGAACAUUAAAACACACCAUAAGUCUCACCUCCUUAUUAACUAGUGAAUCAGGUAUUGAACAACCGAAGCAGUGGCCAUCUGACUCUGUCCAGACCAAUCAGGCCUCAACAGCUUCACACUGACCGCAGUAGCUCUGAAGUACAUGUACAUGUGGUCCAUCAGAUCAGCCAUCUUUUUACACAGACUUUGUUCCAGGAAAUACAUACAUCUGAUAACACGGUAUGACCGCCAUUUUCACACAUAUCCUCGCCCAACAACGAUGUAUGCACACACACACACACACACAUUCACACAUAGCUCAACCACACAUAAGAAAUGUGCUAAUAAGUUCCAACUGUGCUGCUCGGUCCCACGGUGCUGCGAUACAUUUUCCCAGUAGUUUUUGGGACAACCUCCUCCCAAAAUCCAACAGCAUGCAUAACUAUUCUGUCUCCAGAGCGGCCGUGCACAUAGUUUGUUCUGGGUGACUCCAUGUUGUCCUUUGAUGCAAACAAACCUAUUCAAUCUGCUGGUGCUUUUUGUUCAUUGUUCAAAUAUUAUUUAUAACAUAUUAUUAUAAAUUAUUUAUAUUAAGAACAGAACAUAAUACAUAUAAUAUGUUCCGUUCUUCUGCAGCAUAUAACAUGUAAGUGGGUAACAUCAGAGAGGAUGAUGGUCAGUCAGUGGCAGAAGUUUGAAGUUCCUGUUUCAGCAUUUCUCUUUCAGUAAGAAACUCGCACAUUUAAACAGGACUGCAUAAAAAUGAGAAUGGGCAAACUGUUCUUUGUCAAUUAUGACACAGCAGCUGCUUUUGUAUGUAAAUAUCAGCGAUAUGAAUUAAAAUUUUGUACUUUUUUUUGUGGUUGUUUUUGUGAGUCUACACAGAUUGUUGUGCAUAACCAAAGUUCAAAUAUCUGCAGGGAACAUGAAAUGCAAACCAGCAUCAAGUGCUGCAGUUAAAGUGGCUGAUAAGACGUGAAGUUAAUGUGAAAGGGAAGGAAACACAGAAAGGGGUUACUAAGAAGUAGAAGCAUGAAACUUAUUGAUGUCAUAUAUAUUUUAGACUUAACUUCUCCUUUUAUAUGAACACAAUUCAAACAAAGUAGAAGCCGUUCAGUUGAGCUGUGCAGUCGUUCUGGAUGCCAGGAUGAAACCUGCUCUGCUCUGCAUGCUGGGAUUUUCCUUGCUCAGUUCUGUGCUUCAUGGACGUGCUGAAGCGUCUCCCCCUCAGCCUGUCCUCUCUGUGUCUCCAUCAUGGCUGAAUCCUGGAGCCUCAGUGACUCUGAGCUGUGAGGGUUUGGAGCAUCAACCAGCAGGAUGGAGGUUCUUCUGGUAUAAAGCUGUUCCUGAUCCAUCCAAGUGGAACCAGAAACCGUUCUACAGCUAUGAGCUGCUUCCUGGCAGCACCAACGGGACUGAGCAGAACUUCAUCAUUGAUGGACCGACUCACACAGCAGGAUUUGUGUGCAGAGCAGGAAGAGGAGAACAACUGAUUUACACUGAUUACAGUGAACCAAAGCUUAUCUGGUCUGCAGAUCCUCAUCCAGCAGCUUCUCUCUCAGUGAAUCCUGACAGAGUUCAACACUUCAGAUCUGAGUCUGUGUCUCUGAGCUGUGAAGGAAACUCUGCUAAAUGGAGAGUGAUGAGGUUUAUGGAAACAGAACUGUCAAACUGCUCCUACUGGGGAAACCUGACUGGAACUACAUGCACCAUCAACCCAAACCGGUUUAAUAGUGGAGUUUACUGGUGUGAGUCAAAAUCUGGAGAGUUUAGCAAUGCUGUCAACAUCACUGUACAGGAAUAA
Molecule: messenger RNA, 2653 nt
Organism: Poecilia reticulata (guppy)
Lineage: Eukaryota; Metazoa; Chordata; Actinopteri; Cyprinodontiformes; Poeciliidae
Source: RefSeq, a predicted model, not a curated record